CCCACAACUCACUUACACAGAGGUGAUGAAACGCGCACACGCACGCACAGUGUUGCAGGUGGACGCUGGUAUAAAACGGACGCGCCAGAUUCUCACAAAACUGUGUAAAGGGAUUGUCGUGUGUCACUACCUAAUAUCGCAAGGAGAGAGGAGACUAACUAGACAUGAAUAGAGCUACUAAAACUCACAUGACCUCCCCCAUGUUUUUCCCUGGCAUGGGUAUGGCCCCUUUUUGGAAGGUGACUGUGUUUGAGCAGGAGCACUUCCAGGGCAAAUGUCAGGAGUUCACCUCCGAGUGCUGCAACAUCCAGGACUGUGGCCUGGACAACAUCCGCUCCAUCAGAGUGGAGAGCGGAGCCUGGGUGGGUUUUGAGCACCACGACUUCCAGGGGCAGCAGUUCAUCCUGGAGAGGGGAGAGUACCCCCACUGGGACGCCUUCAGCGGCUCCCUGUCCUACCACGUGGAGCGCCUCAUGUCCCUGCGCCCUGUCUACUGCGCAUCCCACCAGAACAGCCGUAUGCAGAUCUUCGAGAGGGAGAGCUUCAUGGGCCGCAGCGCCGAGCUGUGUGACGACUACCCGUCCCUGAAGGCCAUGGGAUGGUUCGUGCCCGAAGUCGGAUCCAUGCACGUGCAGGGUGGCGCCUUCGUGUGCUACCAGUUCCCCGGCUACAGGGGCCAGCAGUACAUCAUGGAGUCUGAGAGGCACAGCGGAGACUACCAGCACUGGAGGACCUGGGGAUCCCACUGCCAGACCCCCCAGAUCCAGUCCAUCCGCCGUAUCCAGCACUGAGAGGGCCGUGAGCGGACCGGACCCCCUACCCAAGCCCCGGGCUUCGGUCCAGGCCCGGGUCCACAAGCCACCCCCUUUCCCCCGGUCAGUCAGAACCGUCACGCCGUUUCCGGUCAUCAUCAGUCCCGUCACACAUCCACACCUCAACCGUCGCUUGCUCCCUCUGACACUCCGGUUGGUUAAUGCCGCGGUGUAUAGCCGGGGGUUACGGCGGGGGGAGGACAGUCCCGUGUCGGUAUGUCAGUGCCGUAAGGUCGCCAGCAGGGGGAGACGAGUCAUCGCCGUAACACGUGAUACAGGACCGUUACAGUGUGAUAACUCUGUAAUGGUCCCAUCAGAUUUUAGCAGCGUCACAGAUUGUUCAUAGGGGACUUUGGUUCACAAGCACCAGUAACAUACUCCAGUGGUGAGGAAGGAGAUCCUUGCUGACUAAUAAACCCACACUCGCCUUAAA
Esox lucius (northern pike) is the source of this 1245-nucleotide messenger RNA. It is a transcript of the gene cryba1l2, whose product is annotated as crystallin, beta A1, like 2. The record is from RefSeq and is a predicted model, not a curated record. Gene Ontology annotation, biological process: visual perception; lens development in camera-type eye. Gene Ontology annotation, molecular function: structural constituent of eye lens. Lineage: Eukaryota; Metazoa; Chordata; Actinopteri; Esociformes; Esocidae. Bases 165 to 791 code for a protein of 208 amino acids. The transcript has 6 exons.